This is a messenger RNA of Fonticula alba, 2395 nucleotides long. RefSeq lists its product as hypothetical. The transcript has 3 exons. The coding region runs from base 23 to 2395 and encodes 790 amino acids. The record is from RefSeq and is a predicted model, not a curated record. NCBI's taxonomy places the organism in Eukaryota, Rotosphaerida, Fonticulaceae.
CCCCCCCCUUCCUCCCGACGCCAUGAGCUCCUCCCGCUCCGGCCCUCAGGACGAGCGGGCGCCCGGGGCCAAUGACGACGUCCCGCGCCGGCCCCUCCCCCCGAUGCAAUUCCGCCUGUUCCUGCCGCGUUGGCCUCCGGGAUCGCCGGAGUCGCCGCCCUCGCCGGAGGCCCGGGCGAUGGCCGGGGCCCCCCCCCCGGCCACCGGGGAGGAAGACCACCUGCAGCAGGUCCUACGCCGGGUGCCGCGGAUGGUGUCCUUCCUGCUUGACUGCCCGAGCCUCGGGGCCCUGGCCCACGAGGCGGCCCUGAGCAUUGUGAUUUGCUCGUACUCGGAGACGCUGCAUCCGCCGGAUUUGGCCUCCUUCAGCCGCGAUGACCGGGUGACCAUCCUGGACACGGCCAAUCAGCUGGCCCGGCGGAUGUCCUUCUUCUACCUGCCGCCGGCCACGAGCUGGUCGAUGGCGGUGUCCUGCCGGGUGCAGGUGUUCGACGAGACCGGCUUCAGUACCAUUGUCUGCGGGGCCAGCCCAUCGGAGAUGGUCAGCGGCGUGGCCAUCCUGGGCGUGCCGCUGGAUGCGUCGCCGCCGCUGUCGCCCCGGGGAUCGGGCUCCGGUGGUGCAUCGGUCCCCGGAGCCGCCCUUUGCGAGGCCCCCGAGGACAUUGUGGUUGAGCAUCUGGUAGCCUUCUUCCGGGAGCUGCUGGACAACCCGGUGACCGGGCACCCGGAGGGGGCCUUCCACCCGGGGCAGUCGCUGGACCACAUCCCAAGCGCGGUGUAUCAGCCGGCCGGGGCCGGGGCGCUGCAGGGCACCGGCCCGAUGGGCUUCAUCCGCCAGCGCAUCGAUGACCUGAUGCGGCUGCUGUCCGGGCUGGGAGAGGCCCUGCAGCUGUCCAUGCGCCAGCUCUUCCUGUCGACGGAGCGUGCCCUGGGGAUUGUGUUUUCGGUGCCGGAGCCCGGGACCGCGGCCGGGGCCGCCGCCGGCGCCGCCGGCACCGGCCCGGUGGCCACCACCUCGCUGCUGGACACCCUGGUCGCGCUGCCGCGCCACAUUGCCCUCUUCAUGCAGGAGCUUGGCCAGCGAAUCUUCCUGGACUUCCGGUCCUUCUUCUCGGAGAUGGCCAAUGCGGUGCAGCCGCCGGUGCAGGUGCCCCCCAUGGCAGCUGGCGGCGGUGCCUCGGGCGAGGCGUCAGCCGCCCCCAUCCCAUCGAUGCCCCCGCAUGUGGCCUUUCAUGUGGCCUCGGCCCCGGGGGAGGUUUCCUCGGCCGCGAUGCCGGCGGCGGCCCUUCCCCUGGUGGUGUCUGGUGAUGGGGGGCCGGACUUCUCGGCGGCCGAGCCGACCGAGCCCCAUCAGCCGGGGGGCGUUGGCCUGCCGGCCGGGGCCCCGAGCACCCCGACCCCCUCUUCGCUGGCCGUGGAGUGCUCCUCCUCGCUGGCUUCCUCGCUGUCGUCAUCGGCCUGCCUGGCCGCCGUGGAUGGCUCCAUUCGCGAGGAGUCUGCUCCGGUGACCGGUACCCUGGUGGAGUAUGCGCGCAGCAUCGACUCGCCGACCGCCAGCCCCGGGUCGUGUGCCCCCUCGGAUGGCCAAGAUCCGAGCUCGGAUUCGGACGCCUGCUCUUCCAACUCGGAGACCAGCUCCUCCGACUCGGAGACCAGCUCCUCGGAUUCCGACACCAGCUCCUCGGAUUCCGACACCAGCUCCUCGGACUCUGGGACCAGCUCCUCCGACUCGUCCCCCGACUCCUCGCCGGAGCUCACCCCAGCGCCCUCCCCGCCUUUGACUCCACACCCCGAGCCUGAGCCUGCUCCUGAGCCUGCUCCUGAGCCCGCUCCUGAGCCUGCUCCUGAGCCUGCUCCUGAGCCCGCUCCUGAGCCUGGGCCCGAGCCUGCUCCUGAGCCUGAGCCCGAGCCCGAGCCCGAGCCCGAGCCCGAGCCCGAGCCCGAGCCCGAGCCCGAGCCCGCUCCUGAGCCCGAGCCCGAGCCCGAGCCCGAGCCCGCUCCUGAGCCCGAGCCCGAGCCCGAGCCCGAGCCCGAGCCUGCCCCUCAGCCUGGCGCCCCCAGCGACUCGGAGAGCAGUGUCCACCAUGCUGACGGGUCUAGCGACUCGUCUGGGGCCUCCUCCCGGGCCUCGUCUGCCCUGUCGUCGCCCCGGGCUCCUCCGAGCGGCGACCGGGACCUCCUGCUCGAUGAGGACUUCAUUCUGGUGGACUUCGACGCGGCGGUCAGCCUGCCGGCCACGGCCACCGACCCGUCCAUCCAGAUGGCCCCGCUUAGUGCGCCGAUCUCCUUCAGCGUCAGCAACAGCAGCAGUGGGAUAUCCUCCCCGACCGGCGGCGCGGGCACCGAUGCCGCCUCCCGGUCUAGUUCCGACUUCUCGGACAGCGACUUCAAGUGA